Molecule: messenger RNA, 2085 nt
Organism: Molossus molossus (Pallas's mastiff bat)
Lineage: Eukaryota; Metazoa; Chordata; Mammalia; Chiroptera; Molossidae
Gene: FANCE
Product: FA complementation group E
Exons: 11
Coding region: 95-1726 (543 amino acids)
Biological process (GO): interstrand cross-link repair
Cellular component (GO): Fanconi anaemia nuclear complex
Source: RefSeq, a predicted model, not a curated record
CGCACGCGUCUCUCGGGUGCCGGGCCUCGGGGCCACUUGCCUCGGAGCUGAUGUCCGAAACAGAGCGGAGGUGAGGGCGAAGCGGGCCCCGGGCAUGGCAGCCCCCGAGGAGGCGCCCGCACUGACUGAGAGCGCGGAACCCGCACCCUGGGCUCAGCUGGAAGCUCCCGCCCGCCUGCUGCUGCAGGCGCUGCAGGCGGGGCCGGACGGGGCGCGGCGCGGCCUGGGGGUGCUGCGGGCGCUGGGCAGCCGCGGCGGGGAGCCCUUCGCCUGGGGCCCGGUCCUGGAGGCGCUGAGUCGGGAGGAGCCGGUCACCGAGGGCCCAGACUGUCGGCUGCGGCUGAAACCACUGCUGCUGCGAUUGCCCCAGUUAUGCCAGCGGAACCUGAUGUCCUUGUUGAUGGCUGUUAGGCCAUCACUGCCCGAAAACAGGCUGCUCCCUCUGCUGCAGAUCGCACGGCAGGACACAAGCCCUGACCCCGAUCCCUGGCUCCAGGCCUUGGGGGAAUUGCUGCGAAGAGAUCUGGGUGUUGGGGUCCCCACUGAGGGAGUGUCCCCACUGUCUAAAAGGUGCCAGAGACAGCUCCGAGACCUGUGUAGGCAGCUGGGCCCAGGGGGCAGGAAGUUGAAGUUGACCCAGUCUCCAGACCCUGAGGAGGAAAAAGAGAAGGAGGACAAGGAGGACAAGGACUCCCAGUGGCCCAGAGAACGUAGAAAGGCACCAGAAGAAGAGCCUGCUAGUCCUGAGGGGGAGAGGGCCCCCAAAAGGUUCCGGUGUUUGGAAAGGGAAGAAGAGGAAAGUCAUGAGGAGAGAGCUGAACAGGAAUCUUUGGAAACCCUGGCAGAGAGAGGAAGCACAUUACCCAUUAAGAACCAGUCUGUCUUGGGGGCUGAGCCCACUGAGACUGGUCAGAGUCUGGAGGAUGCAAAGGGAUCAGCUGAGAGUCUGGCGCUACCCAAAGCUAUCCAGGAUCAGGUUCCCAGGCUGCAGCAGCUGCUCAAGACCUUUGGGGAGGGACUGCAGGGGUUGGAGGGUGCCCCCCCAGUUGAGCUGCAGCUCCUCCAUGAAUGCAGCUCCAGCCAGAUGGACCUGCUAUGUGCCCAGCUGCAGCUGCCCCAGCUCUCGGACACAGGUCUCCUGCAGCUCUGUACCUGGCUGCUGUCCCUUUCACCAGAUCUUAGCCUCAGCAAUGCCACUGUGUUAGCCAGGAGCCUCUUUCUUGGACGGAUUCUCUCCCUGACUUCCUCAGCCUCCCGCUUGCUCACAAUUUCCCUGACUUCCUUCUGUGCCAAAUAUACUCACCCUGUCUGCAGAGCCCUCCUCGGCCCUGUGCUCCGGGCCCCAGAAACAGGUCCAGCUCAAACAGAAUUACUGUGCUGCCUUAUGAAGGACAAGGCCCUGGAGCCAGACAAGCAGGUUCUACUGCUGGGACAGAUCUUGGAGUUGCCCUGGAAGGAGCAGACUUUCUUGGUGUUGCAGUCACUCCUGGAGCGGCAGGUGGAGAUGACCCCUGAGAAGUUCAAUGUGUUGAUGGAGAGGCUCUGUAAAGAGGGGCCGGCAGCUGCUACGUCCAUGGCCUAUGCCAAGCUCAUGCUGACAGUGAUGACCAAGUAUCAGGCCAAUAUCACUGAGACCCAGAGACUGGGCCUGGCCACACCCCUAUCGCUCAACACCACUUUCCUGAGGAAGUCCCUGCAGGCUGCCCUGAGACAUCUGGCCCCCUGACCUUCCACUAAGGGACCACUGUCCUCGAGCUCCCUCACCAGCUUCCUGAAGGUCACUUCUGCCCUCACUCUGACCCCUUUGCCUGGGGGUAAAGGCCAAGCCUAGCCGUCCCAGGCAUCACCUGCCUCCCUGUUCCAGGCUGUGAAGAGGCCAUCUUGACCUCCCAUCCAGCGAGGAGGGUACCAGACUAAGGGGGCUGGAUGAGCUGGGUUUCCAAGGGCUGCUGACCUUGGUUCACUCCUUGUCACUGCUACCUCCGGCUAUGGCAACAAACUUUCCUGUAAGCCCCACUAGGGUCACAGCAGACCCAGAAGAGACAAAUGAUGCUCCGGGGGACCACAGAUCUCAUGCUCCAGUGU